This is a messenger RNA of Colletotrichum higginsianum IMI 349063, 3399 nucleotides long. RefSeq names its product Garp complex component. Gene Ontology annotation, molecular function: syntaxin binding. The record is from RefSeq and is a predicted model, not a curated record. Lineage: Eukaryota; Fungi; Ascomycota; Sordariomycetes; Glomerellales; Glomerellaceae. The coding region runs from base 1 to 3399 and encodes 1132 amino acids. Gene Ontology annotation, cellular component: GARP complex. Gene Ontology annotation, biological process: retrograde transport, endosome to Golgi; Golgi to vacuole transport. The transcript has 4 exons.
AUGUACUCCUCACCACCAGGCGCCCGGAGGUCGGUGGACACGAUAUCGUCGCUAUCGCCUCCGCCCACACGCGGCGAGUUUCCAUUCCACAAACAAGGACAUGCUCACCCAAACCACACUGCGAGACGGGGCUCGACUGCGAGCUCCAUACACUCAGUCGGGGGUUCUCUCGAUACUUCAUCCAGCAGUUGGGCGACAGCCGUGCUGGAAUCUGGGCAAAACGCCAUAUCAACCCUACUCCAACCGCCCAUUGUCCGGACCGGCCUGCAGCCCCAUACAUCCGCCCCUGCUUCCAGCGCGCAUAAACCUCCGACCGCUCGCGAUAUUCCUCCCGUGACCCUGACGAACAUCCCCCAUAUCGACCCGGCCGAGUUCAAACCGUAUCUGUCGCAAGUUGGCGCUCUCUACGAACAGCUUCGGCGAGUAAAGGAACAAGAAGAAGAGCGGCCCGGCUCCUCAAGCCGUCGAUCCAGUAAACAUGACGACUUUGCAGACCCGCUUGAUGAGGGUCAUCUGAAACCCGCGGGCCGACUGCCUGGUAGACGGAAAUCGUCCAUCGCGUCAAUAGCAUCGAUAUCUUCCAUCGAUGGGCCAGGGCCAUUGCGACGCUCCAGCUCUGGAUUUAACCGAAAGGGUGGACACGGCCCGCCCCCGUUGUCAACGAUACCCAACGUCUACUUUGACGAUGACUUUCACCUGGAAAAUCCAAGAAUCUUCGACGUUGUUAGCGAGAGGUCGGAGGUUGUGCCGCCUGCACCAGGAAGUGCAGACGACAAGGCUGGCAACAACGGGAGUGUUGUAGCUCCCCGGAAGGCUUUGGCUACGAAUGCAAUCCUGCAAGAGAAACUCUCCUGGUACAUGGACACUAUAGAGGUCCAUUUGAUCAACUCCAUAUCGACUGCGUCAACGACCUUCUUCACCGCACUCGGCUCACUGCGCGAGUUGCAUUCCGAGGCUGCAGAGUCAGUGGAUCGCAUCAAAGCGCUCCGAAAGGAACUCGAGGCCCUCGACGAGGAAAUCGCAACCCGGGGCUUGAACAUAGUGCAGAAGCGCCGGCGACGAGAAAAUGUGCAAGCCCUCAACGACGCCGUCCUACAGCUUCGGCAAAUCGUCGAGGGUGUUGUUUCGUGCGAGUCUCUGGUGGAUGCUGGCGAAAUCGACAAGGCCUUGAGCAGUAUAGACACCCUAGAGCUUCUUAUAGCCGGUGAGCACGACGAAUCUCCCGAAGCGGAACCUCCUGUGCUCCCGCUGUCACGCCUGAGAGACUUGAGGGGCGCAACAGCUUUGCAAGGCGUCAAUGACGAUCUGCAGCAACUGCGGUCCCGUAUCGGGAAAGCUUACGAGUCCAAGGUACAGAGCUUGUUGCUCGCCGAUUUGCGAAGACACGUCGAGUCGGUUCAGAGCCGUGACGUUCUCCUCCGUUGGGGCAGCUCGUCAUUGCGGGCGAGGGGUGGCACCGCAAGAGACACCACUGGACCACCGGCCUAUCUCACCUCCACACAGGAACUGCGCAAAGCCAUCAUGCCGAACCUCCUCGGCCUUCAUCGGGCCCAGCACAUUUCUACUGCAAUUGCAGGCUACCGGGAGGCUGUACUGCGCGAAAUUCGGAACCUAAUUCGCCGACCGUUGCCCAGCUCCAACGAUGACGACAACGAAUCCAUGAUGUCUGCUUCAACAAUGAGCGGCGGACGAAACCUAUCCAAUCAAGAGAAAUCAUCCAUCCUGGCGAGGAACCUUCGGGCACUCGAUCCUAAAGAUGCCGAAGACCUGCUGAAGACGGUGUACAUUGGCGUCACUGAGACGCUCCGUAGGCUAACGACACAGGUCAAGGUGCUUCUCGACAUAGCGAGCUGUUUGACAGAAGAAGCUACUGCUGCUGGUCUCAAGUCGCCACCGAUACGCUCUCCCCUCGCGAGCCCAACGCCGUUCGACCGGGAAUUUCCCCGGUUCGACGACUCUCCCAGCUUCGAAGUUCAGGAGGAGAUCCACAAGGCUAUGGACAUUGCCAAUCUGGUGGGACAGGCCGUCGACGUGGCUCAAGACAAGAUCGUGAAAGUGUUGAAGGUGCGAUCGGAGCAGAGCACGCAUCUGAGCCUGACUUGGUUCCUUCGUUACUUCACACUCAAUCUCUUCUUCGCCAACGAAUGCGAGGCGAUCUCGGGACGCAGCGGCACGGCGUUGAAGACUCUGGUCAACGGCCACAUCAAGGAGUUCGUGCAGCAACACGGCGACGCGGAGAAACAGAAGCUGGCGCAGGGCAUGGAGUCGGACCAAUGGAGCGCCAAAGACUUUAACGAGAAGGACAAGGCUCUUCUUAAUCAAGUGCUCGAGAGCAGUACCAAGGACGCAGUAGCGUGGUCAGACGGCAGCAAGAUCUGGGAUGAGAACCAAGAGGAGGACGGCUUGAACGGAGCCACGACGGACCCACCCGAAACAAAUGGCACUGGCGGGAAGGAAAAGGCGCGAACUGCAGAGGUCGAGAGCGAGACAUUUCUGCUGCCCAACUCUGCCAUACUCUGCCUUGAGGGCAUCUCGCAUUUUCUUCACCUCAUCGGUGGGAUUCCGUCCAUGGCCGCCGACGUCGCCACCUCCCUCAUCACAUAUCUGCAGCUCUUCAACUCUCGCUGCACCCAACUCAUCCUCGGUGCAGGUGCCACUCGGUCUGCUGGUCUGAAGAACAUCACGACGAGACAUCUGGCCUUGGCAUCCCAGGCGUUGUCAUUCAUUGUAACAUUGAUCCCCCACAUUCGGGAGUUCGUUCGGCGGCACGCUGGCUCAGGAGCCGGUGUGUCAAGUCUGAUGGGAGAGUUCGAUAAGGUUAGGCGCCUGUUCCAGGAACAUCAGAACAGCAUCUACGACAAGCUGGUCGAGAUCAUGAGCGGACGCGCAUCGCAGCACUCCAAGUCCAUGAAGACGAUCGACUGGGACCACGACGAAGGCCAGUCGGUACACGCAUACAUGGAGACGCUGGCCAAGGAAACCACCACUCUACACAGGGUGCUGACUAAACACCUGCCGGAAACCUCGGUGCAGCUGAUCAUGGGCCCUGUCUUCGCAAGCUACAAGGACCAGUUCGGCAAGGUCUUCCAAGCCGCGGACCCAAAGACGACUGUUGGUCGUGACAGCAUGCUCCGAGACGUGGAUUUCUUCAUAGCGAAACUCGGCAAACUGGACGGGUUCCGGGACGCGGGCGAUUACUUGAAGGGCAUCGUCAACUCCAAGGAGAUUAAGAGCGCCGCUGCAUCUCCACCGCCGUCGGAAAAACAGGCAGACGGCGGAUCGGAGUCAACGGCGUCGGCCAGGAAUUCGACGGCCGAGCCAGGAAGCAGACAGAGUGCAGAGGGGUCGGCGAAGGCCGAGUCGCCGCCGGCUGUCGAAGAGCCCAAGCAGGCAUCAUGA